AUGAAAGCUUCCAGAUCUCAAAUGUUUGGCUCUGGCACACCUGGUGCUGUACUAUAUAAAAGUUAUAACUCUUCAGGAGAAAAUCUCGAUAAAAUGGAUGUUGAUGAGCCAAGGCUUGUUCUUCAAGAUACGGUUGUCUAUCAGAAAAACCGCAGUAUUGCCAAUGUAUUCGAUUCUGUCCUCGGUCUGGAAUUGCGCGCCGAAGGUACACUUUGGGUAGAAAAUGCGGAAAGAUAUAAAUUCAAGAAACCAAAUGGUUCACAUUGCCAGGUUCAAUUCCAAAUGUAUUCUUACGAAAGGGAUGAGCUUGGAGCCAUCAUUCUUUACGUUGAGGAUUCCGCAACUAAGUGGUGGGUUGAGCUCAAACCUUCACAAAAGUAUGUAGCGCACUUUACAAGCAUGGUAGAAAGUGCAGAACUUAAGCACUUUGUUACCGAUUACUAUGAGCGUGUAAUCAAUAGGGAGUGUAAAGAUGACUUGGGUCAAUUAUGCUGGGAAUAUGGUCGUGAAGAUGGCAGUGGACUGUUACAAGACGACGUUGUCGAAGUUUUGACUAAAGAUGCAAAUGCAUUCUUUCUGUUGUCAGCUUUUCGUGAGGAAACUUGGGUCGAUGGAGAGGCUCAGACUAUGAGAUGGUCUAGUACAGAAAUCUACAAGCUCCUGAAGAAGCAAUGCCCUACCGCUUAUAAGAGAGCCAAUACAUUCGUUUCAGUGGAACCAGAGCCAAUGGCUGUCGACUCUCCUACAAUUCCAGACCCUCCUCCAGCUGCUAGCAAUAGUGGCGAUGCACAAACCAAUCAAUUGGAAAUGCUGAUGUCGUUGAUUAGCGAUGAAAUCGAAGAUGGCACUCCUGUCAAGAAACUUACUCCCGGAUCCCUUUGGAAUAAGCUCUUCAUUAGAGCCAAAAUUCCAGAUCAAGGCGACCCGGGAGCUGGACCACGUAUUGCAAAGUGUAUUGUCUAUAAAAUUGGGGGACUUCUUGCAGAUCUAUUAGAAAGGCGUCAUCCUGAUCUAUUUAUGGGUUCAAAGUUCAUUGGUGGUCUUCGCGAAUUGGGUCGUACUCGAUAUCCACCGUUCACCAAGCAAGUGACCACUGAUCAACAAUGGCAACAUUAUAUGGAUUUGGCCGAGGGUCUUUACCUUGUUCGUCGAAAUAACAACCAGCAUGAUGAAAAAGCUGGCAUCAUGCCAAUCCGCGGGUUUACGAAACUCCAGGUCAAGGAUAUCUUCACUGGAGAAUUAUUACCCCCUCGUCCGGUUCCACGUGUUGGAAGUGGACGCGUGGGACGUCCACCAAAGGCUCGUCCGGAAAUCGAACUCUGGGAUGGUGAAGAUGAAGACGAGGUGGUCGAGAACUCAAUUGACACUGAUGUACCUCUGUCAGUAGAAACGGCAUGGCAGCGUGUUUGGCAAUUGGGCGGAGAGGAGAAAACUGUUGGUGGUCGUGUUAUUCCAGCUCGUAUCCAACGGUCCGGCUAUUGA
Molecule: messenger RNA, 1482 nt
Organism: Botrytis deweyae
Lineage: Eukaryota; Fungi; Ascomycota; Leotiomycetes; Helotiales; Sclerotiniaceae
Exons: 4
Coding region: 1-1482 (493 amino acids)
Source: RefSeq, a predicted model, not a curated record